AUGUCUAACAAUUGGACUGCUAAAACAGAAUGCUUGAACUCGAGCACUAGGUCUAAUGGCAGCUGUAAUACAGAAAACAUCUCUGUCACCUCGUCUGUCAUAAGCAUGACAGUAGGGAUCAUCUCCAAUACUAUGGCUCUCUUCAUCCUUCUCAAAUCCUACCAGCGACUCCGUAGUCGGAAGUCCAAAGCUUUUUCUUUCUUGCUUUUUGCAAGUGGACUGGUGGUGACUGACUUCCUGGGUCAUCUUAUAAAUGGCUCUCUGGCUCUUUAUGUCUAUGCCUUGAAUAAAGAGUGGGAAAGCUUCGACCCCCAGCAGGUUCUUUGUGGGUUUUUCGGCGUUUGUAUGUCUUUUUUUGGUCUGAGUCCCCUGUUGUUUGGAAGCAUUAUGGCUGUGGAGCGCUGCAUUGGAGUGACUUGCCCACUCUUUCACAACACAAUUUUGACUUCCUAUCACAUAAACCGGCUGUUGCCAUUGACCUGGAUCAUAGCCCUGCUCGUGGCCCUGCUGCCAGUGUUAGUGUGGCGCCCGUACCAGGUACAGGACUCCCGUAGCUGGUGUUUCUAUCGUUUGGUAGGGGUACGCGACUGGCUGGAUAUGCUCCUCCCCAUGAUCUUCUCCGUGUUGGGACUCCUGGCUCUGCUCGUCUCCUUUGUGUGUAACAGUGUGACUGGAUUCACUCUUCUGUGGUCCAGAAUGCAGAAAGACUGCCGCUGCUCUCCGAAAAGUUCUCUCCACUCUGAGAUGAUAUGCCAGCUCCUUGCAAUCAUGACGGUAUCGUGUGUAUGUUGGGGUCCUUUUCUGGUUACAGUCAUUAUCACGAGCUUGCAAGAUAAAGGUGAAAUUGUGUACAGCCACCUGUUGUUGACUUUGCGACUGGCCACAUGGAACCAGAUUCUUGACCCGUGGGUGUACAUACUUCUGCGCAGGGCUGUUCUAAAGCGUCUUUGCCUGCUGGCACAGAGAUUCUACAGUCCAUGCCCAAAACAUAGACCAGAAUUUAGGUGGAGGUUUAGCACUCUGGGGAGUUCUGUGAGGGCGAGCAGCUCUGUAAGCAGCAGACCAGACUCCAUGUGCUUGAAGACAUGCUCAUCACAACCAGCAGGAAGUACGCGUGAGCUGGAGUGGAGGAGAGAAGUUUACCACGAGUAUAUUCUGGUUAGAGCGAAAGGUCCUGAAUGUUAA
Messenger RNA from Ictalurus furcatus (blue catfish), 1185 nucleotides. It is a transcript of the gene ptgfr, whose product is annotated as prostaglandin F receptor (FP). Lineage: Eukaryota; Metazoa; Chordata; Actinopteri; Siluriformes; Ictaluridae. Gene Ontology annotation, molecular function: thromboxane receptor activity; prostaglandin F receptor activity. Gene Ontology annotation, biological process: adenylate cyclase-activating G protein-coupled receptor signaling pathway; inflammatory response; positive regulation of cytosolic calcium ion concentration. Bases 1 to 1185 code for a protein of 394 amino acids. The record is from RefSeq and is a predicted model, not a curated record. Gene Ontology annotation, cellular component: plasma membrane. The transcript is spliced from 2 exons.